Molecule: messenger RNA, 792 nt
Organism: Sturnus vulgaris (Common starling)
Lineage: Eukaryota; Metazoa; Chordata; Aves; Passeriformes; Sturnidae
Source: RefSeq, a predicted model, not a curated record
UGUGUGUGUGUGUGAGAUGAAAGAGGCAGGGAUUUCCCAGCAUCUCACUGAGGUUAUGCCAGGAUUUCUUGUGCUGUUCAGACCUCUGUGUUUGACCUGCCCAAAUGGAUCUAAUCCUUUCAGAAUCGAUAUGUACGUGGAAGGAUUAUUCGAUCUGAAUGAGCUACUCAUGCCUUAUGUUUUUCAACCAGCAGAUCAAAAGGAGCAACAUUUUGCUAAUAUGAUGGACAAGGCUGAAAAUAGAUACUUCCCUGUUUUUGAGAAGGUUUUGAAAGACCAUGGAAAAGAUUUUCUUGUCGGCAACCAGCUGAGCAGGGCAGAUGUUCAAUUGCUGGAAGUCAUUUUAAUGGCAGAGGAGUACAAAGCUGAUAUACUUGCCAAAUUUCCUCUCUUGCAGAGCUUCAAAGCAAGAAUAAGCAAUAUCCCAACAAUAAAGAAAUUCCUGCAGCCUGGCAGCCAGAGGAAGCCACCAACAAGAGAGGAAGAUGUAGCCAAAUUGAUGAAAAUCUUCCGCUCCUGAGAAGCACUCUAAAGUUACAGGAACAUUGUUUCACUGUAUUUGCAGAUAGUAGCCGGGUGAAAUUAACGGAAAGAGUGAGAAAAAUCUUUUUGAUCUCUCUUCCUUAGCUACAGGACUGGUUUUAGCCUAUUGCAGACACUUCCAGGUAAACCUAUAAGAGCCUAUUAGCAAAGGAAAUAGUUCAGUGAUGAGGAUGUAUAUUGGACAACACGGGGUGCCUGAAAUAACUAAAGAGAAUACCUGAAAUAAAGUUUUACUAUUGAUACGCAAAA